This is a messenger RNA of Hydractinia symbiolongicarpus, 6357 nucleotides long. RefSeq names its product phosphorylase b kinase regulatory subunit alpha, liver isoform-like. Gene Ontology annotation, biological process: glycogen metabolic process. Gene Ontology annotation, molecular function: calmodulin binding. Lineage: Eukaryota; Metazoa; Cnidaria; Hydrozoa; Anthoathecata; Hydractiniidae. Bases 2495 to 6211 code for a protein of 1238 amino acids. The record is from RefSeq and is a predicted model, not a curated record. Gene Ontology annotation, cellular component: phosphorylase kinase complex. The transcript has 34 exons.
UUACCCGACCGGGCCUGCUUAAGCAAUUGCUGUGCUUGCACAACUUUUGUAGCUUAAACGGGAGCUUUUACCCCUUUUGCAGGACGCUCAUUAAUAGCAAAACCAAUAUAAACUAAAGAGGCUAUCCUGUGUGAAUAAUUUCAAUGAUGAAAAUAGCAGAGAAUAGGAAGGUCAAUAUGGCAAUAUUUAUGCUUUCAUAUGCUAUUGAAUACUACAUCAAAGUGUUGCACUGUUCUUGAUUGUGUUCUAUCUAGAAACAAAAAAGUAAACGAAUUACGAAACUAAUUCUGAGACGAAUUGUUUUUCCAAAGCAAUUAAAAGCAAGUAAAACCGCGAUGAAUUUAUUAUUCACUAUUUGUAGACAUUUCUUUCUCGCUUCCACAGAUUUACACAACAUUAGUUUCUUUGAAAUGACUAGCAAAAUUGUGUAUUCAUAGUUUCAAUCUAAACGUCCUAUGGUGAUCUUUUCUCUUUCAAUGAUCCCGUUUUGACUGUUUUUAAACAAUCUACAUUGAUCUCUUACCGAUCCCAUUUUUACUGUUUUUAAAUGAUCUACGGCAAUGUAUUUACUUUCUACGAUCACGUUUUAAUUGUUUUCAAAUGAUCUACUACAAUCUUUUCGCGUUUUAUGGUCUGGUUUUCAUAAUUUUUAAAUGAUCUAUGACAAUCUUUUCGCUUUUGAUGAUCCCGUUUUUACUGUUUUUAAAUGAUCUACUAUAAUAUGCCGUCUAUAACUCUGUUUGUUAGUUUUGUGAUGGAAAAUGCAGAUAUUUACAUAAUUUGAUAAUUAAUGACAAGUGUUAAAUGUGUUAUACUAGAAGCGAUUUUAAAACAAUUUGAACCGAAAUGAAGUUAUUUUAAUUUUUUGAAAUGUUAAGAAACGAAAGCAAAUCGAUGUUCAAUUCAACGAAGCGAUUUAAAAUAUUUUUUCUCAGCCUCGAUUUUCUUAAAUUAACCCAGAAAUGAGCCUGUUUUCUUCAUUUAUAACAGAUCAUCAUCAUUAUCAUCAUUCUCGGCUUAACGUCCGUUUUCCAUGCUAUCAUGGGUUGGACGGGGUAUAUUAAUGACCCUCUUCCAAUCUGAUCUAGACUGUGUUAGAUUUAAACUCAACUUCCUCUCUAUCAAGUCUGUCCUUAUAACCUCCUGUUAAGUCUUUCUCGGUCUGCCUCUGGGCUUUGCCCCAGGAACUAUCAAGUCUCUACACUUUCUUACCCAAUUAUCCUCCUCCAUUCUUUCCAAGUGCCCCAGCCAAUUCAAUCUUCUUAUCUGGAUAACAUCUUUAAUUCUACAGAGACUUAGCCUGCUUCUUAGCUCAUCUGAACUCUUUCUGUCUCUCAGACUGGCAUUACACAUCCACCUAACCAUUCUCAUAUCAUUCCUUUCUAAACCGUCAAGAUCUUCCUGCUUCACUGCCUAUGUCUCACUACCGUACAACAUAACACUUCUUACACAGGCCUCAUACAACCUACCUUUUACCUCAAUUGACAGGACUCUGCUAGUCAAUAAAGGAAGUAACUCUCUAAACUUUUUCCAAGCAGAACCUAUCCUGCAAGUAACACUUCUUCCAACACCCCCUUCACUGCCCAACAUAUCACCUAAGUAACAGAAGUUCUUAACUAUCUCUAACGAGCCACUGUUGUACAUCAUUAAAGCUGGAAAUACUUCAUUCUCUAUAAUCUCACCUUUGCAACGCUUGCAUACAAACUGUAUGUUAUCUACCUUGUGAUGUGAUAGCUGGGUAACGGUCUGACGAUGCUCACAUCUGACAUCUGUCCUACCGUGCGCGACACCUUCACUCCUUAGAGUUCCAGCCCCGUUUACGCAGUUUGUCUGAUUAACUAUUCUUACGGCCAUUAAUAAAGAGUUUUGGCAUUGUUUUACAGCUGGAUGCCCUUCCUAGCGCCAACCGUUCACAGACCGGACUGGGUGUUUUUUAAAGUGACACCAUCACUAUGUGGCAUUUCAUGGGACUUCCACAAUCGCCCCUUUAAACUAAGGUAUGGUGGAGGACGUUCAACUCCUCUCUUGUCUCUUAAGGAGACCCUUCACCACCUCAUUCACCUUGUAGAAAACAAGGUUAUAUAAACCUUAAGCUACAGGACUCUUUUGAAAGCAGUUCUCAACUAAAAUGACAUCCUGUAUAAAUAUUUUACAAAUAAAAUUCUGACUUGAAGUUCAGAUGAGCCUCAAGAUUUUCUUAAAUUGUUUGUUUUUUGAGCUUGUUUCUUGUGUAUUUAUUUAUGUGUAUUUAUUCCGAUAACAUUUUUAUACUAUAAACAAAAAAUUUUUUUCUGGAAGGAUCAUAUUCUUGUUAUUAACUUUUUCAAUUUCUAGGACUGAAAAACCCAUUUCCAACUCACAAAAUACUGUCCGAAUUAUACUUAUUUUAUUUUUAGCAAGCCUAAAGCCAGUUAACACCAAAACUUAUGUUUUUCACAUUUUACUGAAGAUAGUUUCCAUAUUUGUUACUAUUAUAUUUUUAGGCAAGUGAAGCAUGAAAGAAUAUGUAAAUCCUAAGACGUCUAAUCUUGAAAGUGAAGAAGAUGAUGAAGACAUAAAAACUCUGCAUGAUUAUUAUUUACUGGUUAAGCGUACAAUACUGGAUUUUCAGAAUCCUGUUACUGGUCUUCUACCAGCCAGUUUGUAUAGAGCACAAUUUGUUCCUGAAAAGGAUUGCAGUGACUCAUGGAUUCGGGACAAUGUAUAUAGUAUACUAGCUGUGUGGGGAUUAUCGUUAGCUUACUGUAAAACUGUGGAUUAUGGUGAAGAUAAGUCAAGACAAUAUGAACUAGAACAGAGUGUUGUCAAAUUAAUGAGAGGCUUGCUGACUUGUAUGAUGCAGCAGGUGAAUAAGGUGGAGAAGUUCAAAAAAUCUCAAAGAAGAGAAGAUUCAUUACAUGCAAAGUAUAGUUAUAACACGUGCCAAGUCGUGGUUGGCGACAAUGAUUGGGGUCAUCUACAGAUCGAUUCUGUUGCACUUUAUUUGUUGAUUCUUGCACAGAUGAUUACCUCAGGUCUUCAAAUUAUAUAUACAAAAGAUGAAGUUGAUUUCAUUCAAAAUCUUGUGUUUUAUAUCGAAAGUGCUUAUCGUGUUCCAGAUUUUGGUGUGUGGGAACGUGGUGAUAAAACAAAUAGAGGAAUGACAGAAUUAAAUGCUAGUUCUGUGGGUAUGGCAAAGGCAGCACUGGAAGCUAUGAACGAGCUGGAUGUGUUUGGAUCACGUGGUGGUGUUGGUUCCAUCAUUCAUGUGCAAGCUGAUCAAAUCCAGUAUUGUAAGACUGUCCUGCAUUCCAUGUUGCCGAGAGAGUCCCAUUCAAAAGAGUGUGGCUCGGCACUACUUAGCAUCGUAAGUUUUCCAGCAUUUGCUGUCGAAGAUGCAAGCAUUAUAAACACGACGAAAUCUGAAAUCGUUAACAGACUACAAGGUGUUUACGGUUGCAAACGCUUUUUACGUGAUGGCCACCACUGUGAAAACGAGGAUCGGCUACGACUUCAUUACGAACUACAUGAGUUGAGUAAAUUUGAACACAUCGAAUGUGAAUGGCCAUUAUUUUUUUGCUUCCUCAUACUUGAUGGACUCUACAAUAACAACAUGCAGCAGGUGAAGGAAUACAAAGCACUAGUUGAACGACUUGUAAUUCCAAGUGAAGAUGAUGUGCUGUUGUUGCCAGAGUUAUUUUACGUGCAAAAAGAUAAAAUUGAUGCUGAACGGGAGAGGCCACACUCACAACCCAGAGUAUGUGGGGAUCAUAUCCCUCAUAUGUGGACACAGUCAUUGUAUAUCUUAGGACGUUUACUACAUGAUGGUUACAUCGCUGUCGGUGAAUUGGAUCCAUUGAAUAAAAGAUACGUGACAGCUCCCAAGCCUGAACUGGUUGUACAAGUUGCGCUCAUAGCUGAAGAUGAAGAAAUCAAGGAACUGCUAGCCGAGAACGGAAUUGUAUCACAAACUGCUGACGAAGCAUCUCCCAUACGAAUUUUACCUGCUAGGUGUUUGAGCUGGAUUUAUGGAAGGCUAGGUAAAAAUAAAAACCUUGGUUUGACCGGAAGGCCAAGAUCAAGCAUUGGUGUGAUCGAAAUAGGAAGCUUAUAUCGUGCUGCUGGCAACAUUUUAACCUUUGCACCGCAGUUUUUAGAUUAUCGUCAGUUCUACUUAUGUCUCGACAAUGAUUUACUUGUUGACUCGUUUAAAACUGAGAUCGAAUACAUACGCAAAAACUGGCGCCAAGUGGGAAGACCAACCCUUACACUACCUGUUACGCAUUCAUUUCUUGAGGACUCAAUGUCAUCAGCAGCUGGAAAGCUACUAUUGCAGGUUUCAAGUGGUUACUUGUAUAGUGUCAGAGUACGUGUGGGAAGAUUAUCGGAUUUUUUAUCAAGAUCAAGCACAAAGACUUUGGAUUUUAUAGAUUCUGAUAGACUUGAGGAGUUGAUAACACUGUUUCCAGACCCCACACUAUCUCCCAGACCAGGCGAAGUUCUACGAAAUGUUCCGAAUCGAAAAUUUUCCAGGAGUCGGUCAUCCAGUGGUGGGGAUACCGAAAGGAAAAAAAGUGUGACUGGUUCAGUAAGUCGAAGUCGUUCAAUAAGUCGCGUUGCAUCAUGGGGAGUUGGAUCGUCAGGAUCGGAUGAUGAUGAAUUUGGAGCAGAUUUGGUGCGUGGUUUCGUGUUGGAUAGUGCAAACAUAAUCUCCGAAGAUCAAGUAAAUAUAGAUGGCAUUGAUAUGGACGAAAUCCGGACGCAAUUGGAACAAACAGAUAACAUAUCAGAACAAGCUGACAUCUUGCACCUGUUGUACACAACCAGAGGGUAUCAUUAUGACGUGAAGUUGUACGACAUGGAAGAUGUAACAGUGGGGAAGCUUCUAGAAGAUCUCUAUGAAAAAGCUAGUCAUUUAAAGUUAUGGUCCUUGGUCAGACAUACCUCUGGUAUGCUUCGAAAAAGCGUGGAAGGUUUGGGAGAGGUUUGCACGCAGCUACUUGUUAACCAGAAGCAAAUUGGUAUAGGCUUACCUCACUUACAACGAGAAGAAUUAAUCAAACAACCUCUACCUCCCUCUGAGUUAAAAGAGUUAAUAUAUCGUUGUUGUGGUCAGGAUAGCAGCACCGCAGUGUUAACACAGGAAAUCUUAACAUACUUAGCUAUGUUUGUAAAAAUCGACCCUGGGUUAUUUAAUGAGAUGUUGCAAAUACGUGUUGGUUUAAUUAUGGAGGUUCUAGCGGCUGAGUACGCACGUGUUUCCGGUCUCACAGGAGAAGAUGCUGCGGAUGAUCUAAUGAACAUGAGUCCAUUCCAGAUGAAAUCACUGCUUUAUUUUAUUUUGAGUGGAAAAGAAUUUAAAGUUGAACAAGUUGGAGAUCAGCCUGUAGUGGUAGGUUUGGAAGCCAAACGAAGUAUCAACAGACUAAAGAAAGCUGUCAGAAAAAUAAGCGUGGCGUUAAAUAUGUUGGAACACAAGCAUUCAAAUGACGACAGUGCGUCUAAAGCGAGAAAGACAUCAUCAGUAUCAGAUUCUGAUGAUGUUUUGUUGUCUCCAACAUCCAGCGCUCGUAAAAUUGGCCAGUGGUUACGGCGAAGAUGUUUGGAUGGAGCUUUGAAUCGAGUUCCUCGUGAUUUUUACACAAAAAUUUGGCAUGUAUUGGAACGAUCUCACGGGAUGACUGUCAGUGGUUAUGGGUUUAUACUGGAGCAUAAACUUACACAAGAGAACACGUCAGGAGAGGUGAAAUUUGCGUUAAAGGUAGAAGAAGAGUUAAAUAAAAUAUUAUAUCCAGAAUAUCGACAAUUAGUUGUGGAAGCCAUGAUGGUUUUGUCACUCAUACUUGAGAGGGAUACUAAAUAUUCUGUUAACAGGAUGUUGAAGUUAGAUGAAAUUGUUACAAACGCCAACCGUAUAUUUUUAACACAACAGAAAUCAGAAAAUGGCGAUUCCAAUUUAUGUUGUGCAGGAAAUGAAAAUGAUAAUGUAAAGGAGUCAUCUAAAUGUGGAGCAAGCUGUGGAAUCUGCAGAUAUUUUUACGAUAGCCCGCCAAGUGGUUCCUAUGGUACAAUGACUUACAUGACACACUCUGUUCUUCAGCUUUUAUAUUCACACUUAGCCAACUCGACAGAGUAUUAUAGACCAGUGUCAGCUGACGUCACGUACACUUGCGAAUUGCUUUUACGACGAAGAAUAGACGGAGAAGGAUUGUCUGAUUUUUGUUGUAAAUGAUUUGCGAAGUUGAUAAAUAUACGAGUUUUAUGUCCACUCGAUAGAUUAUCCAAGAUGGCGGGCCGCCACAGUGGUAUCCAAAAAUCUUAUGUAAUAAAAUGUAGAGUGCUUUAUUUUUUAGAAUAUCAGUAUCAUGUCUACAAGAA